AUGACCUCGCUCCGGAGGGCGCUCAAGGCAUCUUUGAAUGUUGAGAAGCCUCCUCCUUCGACAUCGCACAGAGGGCGUGGGGGCAAUUCUGCAGGUGGCCCGGCGGAUAGACACAGGCGUUGUGGGGACGAUGUCGGAGGGGACAGGUUCGGCGUGAGCUCCGACCGGAAUCGCACCGGGAGCGGGAGUAGCUCCAGGGGCCGAGCCGGACGCCGCGGACGAAGCUCGGGAGAUGGAGGCGACGACUCCUCCGAAGAGGCGGACAGCGACGAAAUGGACGAAUCGGACUCCGAUGAUGAAACCCCCAUGACCAGCAGCCGCGGCAGGGCGACGGUACCGGACCGACGUCACGGGUCGGGGGGCGCCACGAAGCCCAAGCAGGGAGAGGCGGAGCCGGUGUCGCCGCCGAGGCAGAGCGUUAUCGCGGCGGCCCACGGGGCAGAGGUGGGGUCACAGAUCAAGGUCAAGUUCGACACCGGCCACUGGUACAGCGGGACUAUCCUCAAGGUCGACAAGAAAGGGGGUAUGAUUCGCAUCGACUACGACGACGGCACGCAAGAGGUCUCCGACAUCCCCGACAGUGACAUCGUGAUCUACCCCUGGCGCCCGCUGGAGCAGCGCGUCCGCCCGCGGACCCUCGCUCAGAUGCGGGACGAAGAGGCGGAGGCCAAGGCCAACGCCACCAAAUCUGACGCCGCGGGGGGCACGACGACCGGGAGCUCGCCCAAGGUGGCGGUGAAGACCGAGGCGCGUCUCCCCUGGGCCCCCCCGCGAAGCAAGCAGGCGCAGGGCCGCCAGCAUCGGCAGAUGGCCAACAGCAGCAGGCGCGAGCAGCAGCAGCAUUCGAGCGCGCCCGCGCGGGCAGGCAGCGGGCGUGGGGCACCGAAGGCGGCGGCAACAGCGGCUUCGUCGUCUUCAUCGGAAGAGGAGGAGGAGGAGGAGGACGAUUCAGAGGAGUCUGAAGAGGAGGAGGAGGAGGAGGAGGACGAAGGGGAAGACGGAGACGAUGAAUCGGUCCAUAGCGGCGGCGGCGGCGGCGCGAGGGACGCGCGCGAGGCGAGGAAGAACGGCCGGUUACAGCAGCAGCAGCAGCAGCAGCAGCAGCCGAGGAACGGCAAGAUGCUAUCGGCGGCGGCAGCUAGGGGGCGCCAGUCGUCCCAGCGGUCGGCCCCCCGAAAACGACCGGGAAGACGCCACGGGCGGGGCGGGAGCGCGCCGAAACGCCGGCGAGGCGCCCUUGAUGGUACCAACACCCCGAGCGGACAGACGAGCGAAUCCGGUUCAGCUUCCGAGGAGGAGGAAGAAGAGGAGGAGCUGGACGACAUGUCCCUGGGCAUCAAGGCAAAGGCCCGCAGCCCGCGCGCGAGCCCCCGGAGGAAGCCGGCCGCCUCCCCGCCACCCAAGCAGCGCAAGGGGCAGAGGCUCGGCGGCGGCAAAGACGGCUCGAAGGAAGCGCCGCGGAGGGCGGCAGCAGGGGCUCCGCGGACGGGGGGCUCCGCGAGAUCAUCUCGCGCGGCUCCGCCCGUAUCAUCCCCAUCCGCCUGUUCCGGCUCGGAGAGCUCCUCUUCUUCUUCGAGCUCGUCCGCUGGCUCUGAGGACGCGCGCCCGGUCGCGGCGGCGGCGGCGGUAGAGGGGCGGAGCGGCGGGCAGAAGAAAGCGUCGGGGAGCGCGAAGGGCGGCCCAGCGUCCAAGGCUACGUCCGGGGGAGGGGGCGAAGCUCGCCAGAAGGGCGAGGGUGAGCGGGAGGUGGGGAAGCCCGAGGAGGGGCGGGACGCAGCCGUAGCUGUUGCGGCGACGGCGGCGGUCAAGAAGGAGGACGGGAGCAAAGGUGUUAGGGAAGAGAAGGGAAGGGAUGCCAAGGCAGCCGCCGCCGCCGCCCUGCGAAACGGCGGCGUUCAGGGGGAGGAGGGGCGCCGACCACAUAGAACGCAGGAGCCAAAGAAAAGCAAGCAGGCCAAGCCACCAACCGCUGCCGCGGCCAAAGGCGCCCGCACCAGCACCGUCGUCAAGCCGGAGGCCGUUCUGCGUGGGGGAGGGAACGCGUCAAGCGGGUGGAAGGACGGAGCGAAGCCCCCCGCGGACCGACGAGAAGCGACCCCGCCGGUGGAAGUCCUCCCGACUCCCGCCACCGCCGCCGCUGCACGGAGUUCCAACGGGGGGGGGGGCGGGUCGAGGGGGAGGGGAAGGGGCGGCGGCCGCGGGCAGGCGCGGGGGGCAGGAGGAAGGGCGAAGCAGCAGACCAAGCGCGCCGAGCCUGCUGCUAUCGAUGUCCGGCCAGCGGAGGGCAAGGAGCGGGGCGAGAGCACGGCUGCUGCUGCUGCUGCGGCGGCGGCGGCGGCGGCGGCGGCGGCUGGGGUGACUGCGCCCGUCUUGCAAGGGUCAGCGGAGAGGAAGGCGGGGCUGUCGACAGAUGUGUCUUCGAGCACGCGCAAGAGCCCACGAAGCAAGGAGACGCCCUGCUCCCCUCGCUUGGUGGGUAGGGGGGUCAAGGAGAACGAGUUCAGCAGCGGUCCCCCCGAGGUGGCGGAGGCCAAGGCCGGUCCCGUGGCGUGCGCGCAGCGGAGGUCGACGUCUCCCGCCAGUGCGUCGAGCUCUGAGGGCGUCUACGACUUGGAAGGCCCGUCAGGAAAGAGUGCGGGGGAACGAGGGGGGGGCUCCGCGAAGAAGAGCGGUACGGGCCCUGCUGCCGUCGUGUCAGGAAAGGAUGCUUCGCGUGAUUCGGACAAGGGGGAGGCGGAGGCUAGCAAACCAGACGCCCGGAAGGCGGACGGGGCCGGGACACGACGGGAGGACACGAGAGCGGGUGGUGGUUCGGCGGCAGCGGCUGAGGCAAGCGUUCCCCGACGGCCCUCCGCGAACAAGCCGAAGGGCGAGGGCGUCCUUGAGGCGGCGGAAGAAGGCAAGACCGGCGCCGAGAGCACCAGCAGGGCCCCGACCACCGAGGUGACCGCAAAGGCUAAGGUUAUGGUUUCGAAGGCAGAGGUGGUGGCGUCCGGUCCCCCACCAGCCGCCCAACAACGCGACGCCGACGCCGUGAAGUCGGGGGGCUCCUCCCCUUCCAAGCCCGCCGGUACCGCUGCCGCUGCGUCGCCUGUCGACGAGCCCCCCCCUGCGGCCGAGGAGCUCGCCGCCGUCAGCAACGACAAGGCGGAAGAGGGUCUCCUGGCGAACGGUAUCCGAGACGUGGCGAGCGGCGCGAUGGAAGUUGACUCCGCGGACGAGAGCGGUAACACGAGGGGGGAGGAGCCUACCGAGAGUCGUGCCCCCGUGGCGGACCCGCCGGCGCCGAGCGCUGUCCCGUCACCCCCCUGCCCCAAGGCCCAGGAUGCGAUGGACGUAGACUCGGGAGGGGAGGAGGGAGGCGGUGGUGCGGCCACUCCGAAGCGGGAAGAGGCGGCGGUGGUUGUGGCCGGUCCCGUGAAAACCGGCUGCAAGGCCACCAACAGCAGCAAGAUGGGCGAGACCGCUUCCGGAAGCGGUGCCGGUAGAGGCGGACGAGUUGGGGGUAGCCCUGUCCGCAAGAGGCCACGGAGCGAGGAAAAGCAGGGGGCCGAAGCGAAGAGCGGUUGGCCUCCCCCCGUGCCCUCGCGCUCGGCGCGGGCAGGCCCGGAAAGCAUGGACAUCGACGAGGAGAAAGGCGUGCGAGAUACGAACUCGGCAGGCGCCGGUCCCGCGUCUCCGCCCCCGAAGAAGGAUGUUGCAUCGGGCGCUGUUGGGCUGCCCCGUUCGGAGCCAAAGCCGGCGACGCAACGGGACGAGCGUGCGCCCGCGGCUCUGGAGGCUGACGAUCGAGCGUCGAGUCUGUCAGAGGAGCAGCAGACGACCGACGAGGGCAUCGACUCGCCGGAACCCACGAUCGACCCGCCUUCCUCGGCGGUGGGCAGCGGCGGUGCGAAGGUAGAGGCGGACGGGGGCCACCAAGGGCAGGACCCCGGGAGCGGGGGCGGUGAAAAGGGCGAGGAUGGCAACAAGAAGCGCCGGAAUGGCACCGCCGUCUCUUCUUCCUCGGAUGCACGGCGCCCGUCGACGACGAUCGGCCUAGAGAGGGAGGGGGGUAGCAAGGGCAGCGAGCACCGUCAGGUCGAGAACGGGAAAAAGGAGGGACGGCCGGCGCAGUCCGCGCCGGGCGCUGCGUUGGAGAGGGUGUGGGCGGCUGUUUCUGCUGCUGCAGAUGGCACUCACACCGGUCCCCGACCGCCGCCGGUUGGUGCUGCUGCUCCCGCCGCGAAAGAUCCCGACGGCGCACGUGAGUCUCCCACGAAGGAGCAGCAACCGGACUCCCCCGCGAAGCCGCUUUGCUCUUCUCCCUCGAAGCAGCCGGAAUCUACCGCGAAACCGCUGGACUCGUCCCCCACGAAGCAGCAGCCGGAAUCUCCCACGAAGCAACAGCCCGAAUUUCCCACAAAGCAGCAAGAACCGGAACCUCCAACCAAGCAGCCCAGGUCUCCCACCAAGCAGCCGAGAUCUCCCACGAAGGAGCCAAGAUCUCCCACGAAGGAGCCGAGAUCUCCCACGAAGGAACCAAAAUCUCCUACGAAGCAGCCGAGAUCUCCUACGAAGCAGCCAGAGCCCGAGCCACGCGACCAGGAAGCGUCUGUCCCGGCGGAAGCUGCUGAUCGGCGACCAACUACGGUCGGGAAAUCGACCGUGGUGCACAAGCCGAAGGAAGAAGAGCGCAAAGAGAACGAGGAGGAGGAGGCUCCUGCGGCUAAGGCGAAGCCGCAGCAGCAGCAGAGCAGCAGCACCAAGGACGACUCGGAAGGAGAAGAGUCUCAAGAGGAAACCCAGGCCCCCGCUUCAAAGGUCGCCCGCAGCGGAAGCGCGGACGGCAGCGACGGCACCGGUGGUGAGGAGCCCCGGCACGUCGGCAGGAAGCGGUCGGGCGUCACCCGCUUUGAGCCCAGCAUGGACCCCGACCGAAAUCGACUCGGGCAGCGCCCCGAGAGGCACGAGCGCCAGGCCGCGGUGCUGGCGACCAAGCGGCUCGCCGCGAGUGCCCCGAUCCGGCGGGCAGGCCGUGGGCGGGGGCACGAUUCCGGGGGCGGCAGAGGGAGGGGGGGGGGGCGGCGGGGGCGGGGGGGAGGAGGAGGGCGAGGCGGUGGGUCAAGAAGCGUCGCGAAAGAGCACCACGAGGUGGAGUCUGAGGAGGAGGAGGAGGAGGAUGAAGAGGAGGACGACGCGGACGACUUGGAGUGGGUCCAGUGCGAUAACUGCGAGGAGUGGUGGACGCUGCCGAGCACCCUGAGCGCCGACGCCCUCCCGGACGUGUGGCACUGCCGCAUGCAGAACUGGGGAAAGCCGGUGGUGGAUUGUUUUCUUCCAAAACAACCACCGCCCCAGCGCGAGGCUCCUGCCAUCGGCCCAUCGAAAAGGUUCCCACACCCCGCCAACGGCCCGGAACCACGGCAGCAACAGCAGCAACCGGCGGCGGCGUUGCGUCCUCCCCCGGUGCACGCGGCGGCAGUAGCAGCGGCAGCGUUGGUGGCGCAGACGCGGCCCGUGCUGCAGUUUCCUCCGGCCCUCACCGCGGAAAACCAGAGGGCGGCGGCGGCCGGGACCACGAUCGACGACAGGCCGACCACCACCGGCACCGCUGCCCCGAUCAGACGCAAGAGGAGGCGGGAGGGCGGCGGCGGCGGCGCGCACGUGGGCUCCGGCUCCGACGACGACGGUGCCGGGUUGGCGGGAGGGCGGGACGCAGGGGCGGGGGGGAGCCAGGGAGUGCCGGAAGCUCGAGCCAGACCGAACGGCGUGGGGGUGUCGUCGUGCCGGGGAAGGGGGAGGAAGGGCAGCAGCGGCGGCGGGGGCAGCAUGGGGAGGGACGCCGUUGCUUCGCUCCUCAGGGCCGCGGAGUCUAGCCGGGGCGAGAUCGCGCCCGCGCCACCGAAGGUUAGGUCGGGAGGGCGAGGCGGGGCAGCAGCGGCGGCGGCGGCGGCGGCGGCGUCGGGCAUGCAUGCGGCGGCUCGCUCCGAUGGUGGUGGCGGAGCGGUUUUCGAAGCCCCUCCGAAGGCUGACCAGUGGGUGAUGUGCGACUACGCCCACUGCGGGAAGUGGAGGCGCGUCCCUCCUGGUGUGAGCGUGCAGGGUAUCGACAAGUGGUACUGCCACAUGGGCACCUGGAACCCAUCUGCAAGCUGCGAGCAGCCCGAGGACAGCACCUCGAUCCCAACCCCGGCGACCAACGGCACCGCGGGCGGCAGGUCCUUCGUCGUGAGAGGCGGGGCCGGGAGCAGAGGCGGCGGUGCCAGUGUUAGAGGCCGCCGAAUCGGCUCCCGAGCUCGCGCUGCGUCGGAGUCGGUCGACGCGUCGGACGAGAGGGCCUGGAGGAGGGAUCCGGGCUCGGGGAGCGGGCUGGAGCGACACGAGUCGGACGCCGGGUCUCGUGGCGGCGGGAGGGGUCGGGGCAGGUCGAAGAAAGACGACGUGUUGUGGGUGCAGUGCGACCGGUGCCUGCGGUGGAGAAAGCUGGCGCUCGGCAUGCGGCUGGAGAACCUGCCCGACAAGUGGUACUGCAAGAUGAACACCUGGAGCCCGGCGAACCACUGCAGCUACCCGGACGAGUACGACGCCGAGACGAAGCAGGCCAAGGGGGAGAGGGACCAGGCCGCGGCGGGCGGCGGCGGCGGCAGCAGCGGCGGCGGGGGCGGCGGCGGCGGGGCCAGAGCUUCCGGCGCUGGCGGGGGGGGGCUCCUGUCGAGGGGCGCCGGCGGCGGGCUGCAGAAGGCGAACGGCCGCCUCUCGUACCGCGAGAUCCUGUUCAACAACGACGGGAAACUCAGGCCCCCCUACUCUGCUGGGCCGUGCGCGAGCGCGUCCGCCGGGUACCUCUUCCCGAAGCCUGCUGGCGGCACGGCGGCUGUCCCGAGAGCGAGUUCCCGGAUGGACGAGACGAGUUCAACACCCCGCAACGAUUUCUACUUUUCGGAGAGAUACUGCCCAGCUACGGCCACCGGCCCGGGUAGGCCUGCGCCGCCGCUUGACCUCCUCACCGCUUCCCUCAAGCUCACCGGUCAGCACAAGCUAUCGCUCGGGAGGUUUCGGGAUGUGGACGAGGUCGGAGCCACGGCCAAGGCCAACGGAGAGCAAGCGAGCGCCGGCAGAGCAGGAGGCGUUGUUGAGGGCGGGGCGGCGGCGGCGGCGGCGGCGAGUACGGUCACCGCCACAAGCGACGCCGUUUCUCCUUCGACGUCGUCGACGACACGCCCGGAAGGCGCGACGGCAGCGGCUCUGUUAGCGGCAAUGCGGGAGCGGCCGUGGGAAGGCAGGCCCAACGCCGGUUCCGCUCAAGACUGGGCGGAGUGGCUGGAGCACCUGGCGCCGACCCUGGAGCGGCACCUCCGGUGGCUUGUGGUCGACGGGCUGGCGGCGCAGUUGGACGGGGCGGGCGAGAGGGAGGCGCGGUUCGUGGCCGUCGUGAAGGAGGACGAGGAGGCGGCGGUGGAACCCGGCGGGCCCGAGUCUGCCGCCCCCGGCGCGGGGGCAAGGGUGGCCGCCGCCGUGGCAACGGGGACGUCCGGCACAGCGGGGGCAGGAGCGUCGUCGAUGCUGGCCGGAGGCGUGCGGAUCAUGAAGUCGAGGCCGAUCAAGAUGGUGAAGCCGUGGAGGUGACGGCGAGGCAUGGGCGCGGGGGGGGGGGGGCAUCCUCCUUUUUUCGGGAGGGUUGGGGGGGGGAAGGGAGGGAUGCGGCGACGGGACCUAUCUGCCGAGAGGAAGGAUUGGUGGUCCCAAAAGUCCCAAAAAUUGAAUACUAUACUGUGGUCAUAUAUUGUGUCUUAUUUUGUCUGUGGUGUGUUGAGACACGUGGUGUGCGUUUUUCAGAACUACUGCUUUUGCACGUGUGCGUGGUUCUUCUUCGAUUCGCUUGCGUUUUUUUUUUUUUUCUGUUCCAGGGCUUUGGUUUGGCACGCGAGAGCACGCGGUGGGCGGGGCCGCCGCGACUUUCUUGACCGUUGUGCGCAGAGGCGUCAUAGUGUUGCUUGAUUGCUUCACCUCGAAGAGAACGCAAAAUUUCGUCCACCAUCCCACCCCCGCGUAGCCCUACCGUGUGUGUGUGUGUGGUUAUUCUGACGUAUAAACUCGUUCGUGUUGGCUUGUGAGUUUGAUUGUUUUCAAAGUGCUCGGCUGGCGGGGAGUUUGUGAGAAGCCACGUGCUAGGACAUCGUUGUACAUGAGACGCAGUGAGAUAGAUUUUAUAUGUUGAUGAUUUCUGCACGAGGUACGAUAAGCAGGUGAUC
This is a messenger RNA of Ectocarpus siliculosus, 8234 nucleotides long. The record is from the annotation of a GenBank genome assembly. Lineage: Eukaryota; Phaeophyceae; Ectocarpales; Ectocarpaceae.